Mercenaria mercenaria is the source of this 3117-nucleotide messenger RNA. RefSeq lists its product as uncharacterized. The record is from RefSeq and is a predicted model, not a curated record. Bases 1618 to 2877 code for a protein of 419 amino acids. Lineage: Eukaryota; Metazoa; Mollusca; Bivalvia; Venerida; Veneridae. The transcript has 4 exons.
ACCACCACUUUAUUUCCCUAAUUUUCACUUGAAGAAAAAGUGGAUGAAUGACAGCCGCGCGUCUGGCCGACUUUUUGUUCUGAUAUUUAUGUUUUAGCCUCAACCGGAAGUACGGAGCUAGGAAUUUUAAAACACCCGCCAUGUAAAAUCAUUAACCGUUCCUCAUUCCCCAGAUAUAUUAAAGAAUUAAUAAUGAUAAAUAACCAGUAAGAUAGAUAUGCCUUUAUAUCUACCCUGUCCUCUUUAAACAGAAAAUCGACCGGGGCCAAAACUACGAAACCGCUCCCCUGCCACCUCAAAUUGCGGACAAAGUUACACAUGUAAACAACAGGAAGUGAUCACAUUCAGCGUUUGUUAUUGUUAUUUUUUAAUAAAUCUGCUAAUUUGUCAUGGAAAGUAGUGAAAAGAAGCGAAAAAGAGGAGCUACAAAGCACUGUGCGUAUGGAAAAUGUAACAGUGAUUCACGGUACCUAGAUCGACCCGAGAUGAAAGAUGUAUUUUUCAUCCGAUUUCCGAAACCAGGAAAGGACUUUGAAAAGUGUGUUCGCUGGGUGAAAGCCUGCAGUAGGAAAGGUUUUGAUGAAACAUGGGUGAAGAAGGACACCUACAUUUGCAGUAUACAUUUUGUAGGUGGAAAAGGUCCCACCGAUCUCCACCCAGAUCCGAUCCCUGCAAACGCCACGAAAUACGAUGUCCAGCGAUUUCAAAAGACACCCAGAAGGAAAGUACAAAGAUGUUUUUCUCUCGCAGAAUCACAAAACACAAACAGGAAAAAUGUCAGCUUAUCUAAACCGUUGCAGUACCAAAGGCAUGCUGAGCAAGAAGUCGCAGAGAUUUUACUGUCGUUAAGUGAAAAUGUAGUAUUUAGUUUAUAGACACUGCUUUACUGUUUCGGAGCAAUAAUUGAGAAGUUAAGCCUUUAAAUCACAAUUGCAAAUAAUAGAACAUUUCAGAACGUCAUGAUGACUUUUGAUAGUCGGACUGUCGCUGUCCGGUAAGAGGGAUGACAACUCUAAAAUAUCAGAUCAUAAGUCAUCCCGACAAGCCAAAAUGAUUUAGGCUAUUUAAUCACAUUCCGGAACAAAACCGCUGCGGUAGCCUAGUGGCAGAGCGUCCGCUUCGAGUGCGGGAGGUCGUGGGUUCGAUCCCCGGCCGCGUCAUACCAAAGACGUAAAAAAUGGUACUAGUAGCUUCCUCGCUUGGCGCUCAGCAUUAAGAGGAUAGUGCUAGGACUGGUCAGCCCGGUGUCAGUAUAAUGUGACUGGGUGGGGUAUCAUGCCACGUGUCUACGGCGUGAUAUUCCAGUGAGGCAGCACUAUAAAGUUGGGCAUUGUGCUCACUACUACAAGUAGACACCGUCGUUUAUAUGACUGAAAAAUUGUUGAAAAAGACGUAAAACCCAAACACACACACACACACAUUCCGGAACAAAGCCAUUUAAAAUUACUAUUUUCCAAGUGUUUAUUGAAACUAUAUCUUAGACAUUAACAUCGUGUUAUACAAAUGUAACGGUGUAGAAGUCUUAAUUUUGUUAUACUCCACUAUGAUGGUGAUGUCAUGAUUAUGUAAUUUUUCUUUCUUUCUGUUUUUCUAAAGGCUGAGAACAAGGAGAAUGAAAUGUUUGCUGUACAUGAAGAAGACCAGUCUUCACAUCCGGUUGCUAAAGCCAAUACAUGUAUGCCAAUGGAUGUUAAUAGAGAAAGCGGUCAGGAAAAGGUACAAUCCUUAGGAGGAAGUGAAACAGAAAUACAUUUAAAGACAUCAGAUGAAGUAUUCUUUGCCAGGAAGCUGUGCAGCAAGGAAACACAGACAAAUCCUUGUAUGUCGAUGGAUAUUUCAGUAAGAAUAAAGAACCGCCUCUUAGAGAGUGAGAAUGCAGACUUGAAAUCAAAAUUGGAAUUGUCUACAUCAACUUUUCAAGAAACACCAAGCACUCCAAGUAGUGAACCUAUUACUUGUAUUAAUGUACAGUGUGCUUUUGACUUUUCAGAACUGGAGAAUGACGAUAAAAAAUCAAAAAUUUUCACUGGACUAACAUAUGUGCAGUUGUUGCAACUGUGGAGUUACUUGUCUCCAGCUAUUCCUUAUUUAAAGUACUGGGAUCGUGCAUCAACAAACAAAGAUAACUAUAACAUUUUACCUAAAAAUGCCUUUCUAAUGACAUUCAUGAGACUUAGAAAUGGAUACACUAACCAGGACCUUGCAUACAGAUUCGGAACAAGUUUGUCAAAUACGUCAGUUAUAAUUAUAUCGUGGAUUCAGUUUCUUUAUUCGCAGUUUCUUCCUUUAAAAGAAUUCGUGUUUGCAGAACGUUCAAGAAUACAAGAAACUAUGCCUUUGUGCUUUAAAACAGAUAAAAACAUUAGAUGUAUAAUUGACUGCACUGAAUUUUUUUCCCAAAGGCCUAGAAAUUUUCAGCGUCAAGGCAAUCUUUUUUCCAGUUACAAGUCGCAUACAACAUACAAAAUAUUAGUUGCUGUUGCCCCAAAUGGCUCGAUCAUGUUUGUAAGCGAAGUAUUUGAAGGUUCUAUCUCAGACAGAGAUAUUGUGAUUAAGUCAGGAUUUUUAGAUUUGUUAAAUCCAGGAGAUACAAUAAUGGCAGAUCGUGGUUUCAAUAUCAAAGACUUACUAAAUGCUCGUAAGGUUGAUUUAAUCAUUCCACCUUUUUUGAUGGGCCGAAAACAUUUAACACCGCAAGAAGAAGCUUUAACAAAAGAUAUUGCAAAACAUCGUAUUCAUGUUGAAAUGGCAAUAGAACGAAUGAAAAAAUUCAAGCUUUUACAAAAGACCAUUCAGUUAUAUUUGGAGCCUCUUAUGUCUCAGAUUGUUUUUAUUGUGGGAUGUCUUGUAAAUUUUCAAGAACCUCUUGUAAAGUAAAUAUUUCAAAAACUAACAUGAAUUUCAGAUUUUAUGUUUGACACAUGCAGAUUUCAGUUAUUUUCUGGUAGCAGAAUUUGAUUUUACUACCAUUCAGCUUUUGCAGAAACAGUUGCUGAUAGGGUUUGUUUGUCCGCAUUCCAGAGUAUGUCUGGGAUUGUUACUAUUUUUAGAAUGGAAUGGCUUAUCAGUGACGUGUACAAGUAUCGAUCACGGGAGUGUGCUGAUAAGGUGAUAUUG